CACAAGACAACGAUCGAAGGAAGAACAAAGCACGAAGAUGGAGAAUGCUCAGAACAAUCAAUUGAAGGUUUUGCUGGAGCAACAAUUGGCAUCGCAGAACCAGAAAAUUGAGGAGCAACAGAAGAUGCUGGAGAAGAUAAUGGAGAUGAUGGAGAAAUCCAGUAGCAACGAACACAGAUACAACUCAGAAGUCACCGGAAUGGAAAGAGGUGAGAAGAAUCCUUUCAAGUUUGUACCUAAGGUUGAAUUUCCGGUGUUUAAUGGAUCUAAUCCGAGGAACUGGAUUAAGAAGUGUGCUCGAUACUUUAGCCUUUGUAAAAUUCCAGAGGAACAAAGGUUAGAUCUGGCCUCAAUCCAUUUAGUAGGCAAAGCCGAAACAUGGUUUGCCAGCUAUAUUACUGUCAAAAAGGGAAUUGGCUGGGAUGAGUUCAUUUUUGACUUGUGUGGAAGAUUUAAAGAUGAACUUGACAGUAAGGUUGUGGAAGAAUUCAAUAAAUGGAGUCAAGAAGGAACUAUUGAUGCAUAUUUGGAAAGAUUUGAGGAGUUGAAGGCUUUAAUGUUACAGAGAACUCCCAUGCUUCCUGAAGAAUACUUUGUAGACAGCUUUGUUGGUGGUUUAAAAUCUCACAUAAAGCCAUUUGUAAAAGCCUUAAAACCUCAAUCAUUGGAUGAAGCUGUUCAGUUUGCUAGACUACAAGAGGAGGCAUUACAAGCUACCAGGAACAUGUCUAAACCUUUAUCUUCGAGGUUAACAUCCUCAGGAGGCAUAUUACCUACACCCAAGGGAGCUGCAAGUUACAACAGUAAUAGUUCCUUGACUGGAUAUAAAAAUUCUGCAAACAGCGAGACUAGUUCAACUACUAGCACAACUAGAAGUUUCAGGCCUACCAGGAUCUUAUCUGCAGCAGAAAGAGCAGAGAAAAGUGCUAAAGGAUUAUGUUAUUUCUGUGAUGAACCUUAUGAGAAAGGUCAUAAGUGCCAAACCAGAAAAACUCAAUUGUUUCUAGUUGAGAUUCCCGGAGAUGAUUUAGCAAAUGAUGAGGAAGAGGCACUUUUGGAUGGUCACAAUGAGUUUGAAAUUUUAGAGACCGAGCCUUGCAUCUCAUUUCAUGCUGUCAAUGGCAUCACAGGUUACCAAACUAUGAGAGUUACUGGCCAUGUCGGUGUGCAGUGGCUGAGUACUUUGGGUACUAUCAAAUGGAAUUUCAAGGAGUUACAGAUGGAAUUCCACUUCAAGGGAAAGGGGCACAUUUUAAGGGGACUUCAAGGACCCAAGCUCAAGGAAUUCAGGGGAGUUUUUCCAAACAAGCCACACAUUCCAGAAGGGUUACAAGGAAGGGAUGUGGCUAUCCUUGUUAAACCAGUUGCUGUACUGGAAAGGAGGAUAGUCAAGCAAGGAAAUAAGGCUGCUGUUCAGUAUUUGGUUCAAUGGGAAGGGCAGAGUGUGGAAGAUGCUUCUUGGAGAAAUGCUAGAGACUUUGAGCAAGAGUUUCCUGAAUUUUUCAGUACUUAGCUGGUUGUGUAUGUUUGGGUUUCAGGGGAUGAGGGUUCUCUCUUUAUGGGGGAAGGAAUGAUACAGUUGCCACGUGUAUCAUGGUGGUUGGGGAUUUGUUACAAGUUAGUUACGAGUUGAUGCUGUGUAAUCCCCUUUAUCCUCUGUAAUAAUCAUGAUGAAUAAUACAAUUCCUUUCCU
This is a messenger RNA of Cuscuta campestris, 1693 nucleotides long. The record is from the annotation of a GenBank genome assembly. Lineage: Eukaryota; Viridiplantae; Streptophyta; Magnoliopsida; Solanales; Convolvulaceae.